Messenger RNA from Suillus discolor, 3001 nucleotides. RefSeq lists its product as uncharacterized. The record is from RefSeq and is a predicted model, not a curated record. Bases 242 to 2692 code for a protein of 816 amino acids. NCBI's taxonomy places the organism in Eukaryota, Fungi, Basidiomycota, Agaricomycetes, Boletales, Suillaceae. The transcript is spliced from 2 exons.
CAACAAUAGCGCACUUCUCGGUUCACAUUGGGAAACCAGUGAUUUCUCAAGUCCAAACUAUAUAAGUAGCCGACUAGGGUGAGAGACGCCGCUAAACGUGCUAAUUCGGGUUAUUCCAUCUGCAGUAAUUCAACCAUUGAAUCACAUCAUUAACUUCCAGUCCCAUUUGUAAUGCUCUAAAGCGUUUAGCGUCGCCUUCUUUUGCAUAUCCUCGCUCUUUACAUUUCCAACCACGACCAGCAUGCGUCGCAUGUCCUCUGUCUUCUUUGCGAGACGUGCUGACAAGCCUGAUGCACCGUCGUCCAACAACAUCGACCCUCCCCCACAAGAAGCUACGAAACGGAAGACUAGAAUGUUUAACUCGCUUUCUCGAAAAGCAGUACCCACACAGCUCGUCACUAGCGGUUCUUCCUCCUCAACAUCCUCCGGCUCUGCGGAGUUGCGUACUCCUGACGAUGAAGAGCUGCCCCGCAUACGCAUGCCCAGCCAGAAAGGUAGCUGGAAAUCAUGGUUAGGGGCGAAAAACCUGGACAGAGUUGAAGGAGGUACGAAAUCAGCUUGGCUACCGCCUUUCCCGACGACAGAGAUCGCAUUACGUCCUCCACCGAAACCGACAUCGAAUGAAACGGAUGAUACGUCAUCUGAAUCUGAAUCUGAAGCAGAUCAUCCUCAGGAUCCUCCCAUUCAGAACUUUUCACAAUCUAUUACCCAGGCACGAAAGAGUAUGAGCGUAAUUAUUCUCAACAGCUCGGUUGACAGUGAUCGCCCUUCUUGCCCUCCUCUUUUGGAUAUUCCCCACAACACACCCUUCCCCCGUUCCUGUCUUCGUGUGGGACAUGUUCGUCGCCGAGACACCCUGGAAUCCAAGAUGCACAAAGCACUACUCUUGAGCAGGCUGGAGUCCCUCUCCCCCGCAGAGGAGCGCCGUCUGGCACCCCUUGGUAGUCGGUCCGUGGCUCUGAAAGAAGCACCGGCAUACAAUCCCGAUGUCGACACUUGGCCGAAGGCACAGUUCUUAAGGAGAAACAGCGAAGGUCUCGGCAAUUGGGCGGCUCGCCCUUGUUACGAAGACCGAGUUCUUGUCUGGACUCGCCAAGGACCUUCCGGUGAAAUAGUCACCUCUGGCAUCUCUGGGUCACAGCUUGGUGUCGCGGCUCUCGAAUUAUCGGAGCCGUUGCAAAUACUGGCGGGUUUACUAUCCGACAUUGAUGAUGGCUUCGAUCCGUCUCCAGAGCCUCAGCCUCAGCCGUUUCUACCUACCUCUGGGGCUGCCGCAGUCGCAUUGCCAUCGACGGAAAAACCCACCCUUUCCGUUGCCGUCGCAGACUUUGAAUUCUCGCCCCUUACGCUUGCAGUUGACUCACCGGACGAAUCUAAAAAGGAAACUAGCAAUCUCAACGCAACAGAGCCUACCCCUAGACCCGCUGUCAAACGAGGUGUCAGGUUCGCGGAAGAUGGCAAGGACGAUCAAAUCCCCUUGGGUUAUGUCCUACGUAUCAAGAAAAGGCGCGAGGAGAAAGCCAGGUUUCUUCGUGAAGAACGUGAGAAGCGAGAAUUGGAAGCGGGACAGCGUGCGCAGGAUGUCAGGCGCGCGCGUGAGGAAGAACACCGUUUGCGGGAGGAAGAACGCCGGUUGUGGGAAGCACAGAUGAGAGAGCAGGAAGGGGAGCACAAGGCUCGUGAACUCCACAAGAAGAAAAUAGAGGAAGAAAGACGACACCAGAAUUACGCCUCGGAGUUACAGGCUUCGCGGGCCCGCCGAGAAGCCUCUAGAGCUGGCCAUAUCUCCUCUUCGUCCUCCCUGGUUCGGGACAUAGAACGUGAUAGAUCUGCAUCCCGCGGCGCUCACCCGUCUGGGUUACUAUCAACGCGCCAACGAACAACGGAUCUCAAGGUCUCUUCUUCAAAUCUCUCGCCUGGCGAUGGUUCUCCUGCCAGCUCGAUGCCUGCUACCCCAGGGAGCCAGCAUAGCUUCUCAGGGCCUCCAUCCGUCUACUCAACUCACACCACCUCAUCAGAAGAUGCACGAGGUCGGGAUGGGCGACGUAUUAGCAAACGCACCUCUGUUGCAUUUGACCCGUCAAAGCAAUAUUCGUUGCCGUUGUCGAAUCCACGCGCGUCGCUUCUACCAUAUAACCCUUGGGGCAACAUGCCUGUUUCGCCUUUUCCCGUUCAACCAAUCUCGCCGCUUCCCAUCUCUCCCAUGAUGACCAUGCCAUUCUAUUCCUUGGACCCUUUACUUCCCCCUUCCCCUGCUUUCAUGAUGAACCAGUUUGGCAUGAUGAAUCAGUUCGGACCGCAACCGCACCCGCAACCGUACCCUUCCCAUGGUCAAGUUCCCUCGUCUCCACGACAAAACAGCUUCUCGACUCAUAGCGUAGAAGGCGUCCACCAUAAAUCUCGCGCUGCCUCUAAUUCUCCCGGGCACUUUCCUAAGCACCAGCGGCGUGCCAGCGAUGAUACACGCGGGCACCCGAGUAGUAGUAAUGCUACAGCUGAUCGAAAGUACGGAAGCCAAACAGAUCUGCGGGACAGAAGGUUUUCCCAAGCUGCACACUCUUCCCAUAGCAGUGGCCUUCAUCGUUCCCAUCAGCCACCUGCAUUAGUGCACGCUCACACUGCACCUGGAAGGCCAGUUUCGACGUCCCAAACCCGCUCGACGCCAAGUCGGCAUCAAAGUGUAUACCCAUAGCACAUGCAGGACAUUUAAUCACGGACCUGUUAAUACCGCAUCAGGACCCUAUCUUUGGCGUCACGCUCAUUUACAUAACGGCAUAAAUACUCAUCUUACAUCGGAAUCAUCGCAACACAGUUCUAUUGUUUAGGUUCAAUCGUACUCUUAUGCCCACUAUACGAGCGCAUCGUAUCAUUAUUAAUCUUCUAGCAUUCAUUCUACGCGGUACUGCGGGCAUAUGUUCUCGAUAUGCUCUUGGCCGUGUCCAACUUCAUGUUUUCACUUCAUCUAAUUCAUGUACAAUGCACAUCGUUCUCAGUAGGAAAU